Paramecium tetraurelia is the source of this 2739-nucleotide messenger RNA. RefSeq lists its product as uncharacterized. The transcript has 6 exons. The record is from RefSeq and is a predicted model, not a curated record. NCBI's taxonomy places the organism in Eukaryota, Ciliophora, Oligohymenophorea, Peniculida, Parameciidae. Gene Ontology annotation, molecular function: zinc ion binding.
AUGCAAUAAAAAUAUUGUGAUGAAUGUGAAGAAACUAGAGCCAAGAUAAAUUGUAAUUAAUGUGGACAAAUUCUAUGCGAGCAAUGUGACAAAAAAAUACAUAAUAAAGGAAAAAGAGUUUAUCAUUCUAGAGAACUAAUCGAAUCAUCAGAUUCGAUCGAAUCAAACAAAAUCAAAUAGGAUGCUCAUGUGAUUAGACAUGAACAACACAAGGAAAGGUUUAAAUAAAUAAACAGCAGUUUGCCAUCUGUUGAUGUUGUUAACUUCAAUCUAAUUAAUAUCUAGGCGGAAACACCUAUGAUUUUUUAGAAUGAUUCUAUUUUAGCUAAAAUUGAGCAUCACUUAUUCAAACAGGCAAAUAAAGGAGACCUGAUGAUUCAUUUAAACGAUUUUUAGAAAUUUUUAAAAUAGAAUGAAAUCUAUAAAAUCAAUCAAUCAAAAGAUAUCAUAUAAUAAUUAGAGAAAUUGAAAAUGAUUAAUGUUACUAUUAGAAAAUUUGGGGACAGUGACCCAAUUUAGUUUAUUAGUCUUCAGUUAGAUCAUAUUAGUUUAUAAUCAUUAUAUUGGGUUUUAUUAAAUAUUAGGAAAGAUGAGAUGACUCCAACCGAUAAAUUAGUAAUGAGUAGGAUUAAGGAAUGCUAUGGUUUAAAACUCAAUAUUUAAGAUUGGAACCAUUAUUUGGCUGGAUUCUACAAGUUGCAAGAUUCUAAUGGAUUAAUUUAGUUUAAUGUGAAAAAAUAUAAACAGAAUAAGUGGAUUGAUGAAAAAUGCAUAAUUAAAAUGACCAAAUGUCCUAUUGAUUUAGUGAAUAAAUCAGAAAAUAAUAAUGCUUCUCUAUCAGCUUCUUAAUAAAUUAAUAAUGAAUCACUACUAUUAUUUACUAUAGAGGACAAUAUCAAUUGGAAAAUGAUGGAUGCUCAAUAAAUGAAUUCCAUUUAUAAGAGUUAAUGGAGAUCAUUUAUAUAAUUUUUAAAAGAUUUUUUUGACACCAAUCUUACUUUGAAUACAAGUCAAAACACUUAGUCAUUUGGAGAUUUAAAUUAAUCUGAUUAUUAGUCAUAAUCAUCCAAGUAAAGUGGAACCUAAUCAGUACCAACUUAAAAAAACUAAGAUAAUUCAAAGUGGAUUAGAAGUGUUGAAUCUGGAUUACAAAAUGGCCAGAAGAGUCAGGAAUAAUAUCACAAUCAAAGCUAUUCUUCCAAUGUUACAUAAAAAAAAAGAAGUAAAAAGAGUUAAAUUAAACCACCAAAAUCUAUUUAAAAAGCUAUACCUGGAGGUAAAUAUGGAUGUGCAUAGCUUUUAAAAUGUUGUGGGCCACUAGAAUUAAGAGUUUGUUCUUUGGGUGUUUUAUGUCUAAUGAUAUAGGAAGCCAUUAACAGGAAUGUCCUAAUAUACUAUAAAACCUUAUUAAUUAAACCAAAUACUAAUAUAGCUUUUGAUUUCAAUGAUUUCUUAAAUAUCUUUGAUGAUUAAUUUUAAGAUUAAUUCAUCCUUUAAAAUAUUUUAGGGAAUGAAGAAAAUCAAUAACUUUCUGUUGAUAAAUAAUAACAAUAGCAUGAAAAAUAAAAUAAAUUAAAAGCUGUUCAAUAGGCAAUAAUAGAUAUUCUAAAUGAAUACACUAAAGGUGUUAGUUUAGCAAGAUUGCCAAAGAUGAUUUAACGCAAAAUUUAAUUUACUUUUGAUUUGCAUGAACUUGGAUUCACUAAAUUAAAAUGCUUAAUUCAAGGUAUUGAUGGGAUUAGUAUAAUAAAUGAUGGGACUACUUAUGCUUCACUUAUUUUAGAUGAGUAUUAUGAUGACACAAAUGAUAUGAAAUAAGAAUAAGAAGAUGAUCAAUAAGUGAAAAUUGAUUUAAAAUACUUUUAAAAGUAAUCCUUGUAAUAAUAACAAAGUUAAUCUAAUCCAUAAUAAUAAACAUAGCAAUAAUAAUAAUAAUAAUAGUAGCAACAGAUGUAGUUUCUAUCUCCAAUCCAUGUAUCUGAAUAUUAAUUAAAAAUUGAACAAGCCUUAAAAUAAAUCCUUAAUUAGUAUAGUAAUGGAAUUCCAGCAUCUUAACUUCUAUAAAUACUUUAACUGCAUAUAUAAAAUACAUUCGAAUAUACCCAAUUUGGCUGUUCAACUUUUGAAGAAUAUAUGGUAAAAUAUGCUGAAAACUAUUGUGAUGUAAUGAUUAAGAUGAAAGGUUGCAUCAUAUAUCCAAAAGGAUAUUCAUCAUUUAGGUCUGCUAUUCCAUAAUAGAAAAUGUAACUUGGAAUUCAUCAUUAAAAAUCUCAGUCGACUACCCUUCCAAGUUAUGCUCAAUAAUAAAGUAAUAGUAGUAGCUAAAUUAUUAAAGCCGAUAGCUUUUUAGCAGGUAUGUAAAAUCCUAGUCAAAUGAUUGGAGAUGUGUAAUCUCAAUCCUUGACAUUUCAAUCAUUUCAAACCUACCCUUAAAAUAAAGACUUUUUUAUGAUUUAAGAAGAAAAUAGUCAUCAUGAACUAGACGCUAAUGUUAGAUUUAUAGAAGAACUAUUAAAAGAGUCAGAUGAUGUAGAAUAACAGAAACAUAAAGUUUAAAGAAGUCACUAAACACAUUAAGACAGUAAAUAAUUUUAGAGUUUGGGGCAAUGGCCAAAUUUAAAUUCUAACGAGAAAAGAUGCCAUAAUAAAUAUAAUACUUAUUAAUAUAGUCCUCAAUAAGACUUUUACUAGGGAUAAAAAAUAUCAUUAGAUCUUCACAGUUGGGAUCAAGAUAACUGA